Messenger RNA from Cucurbita moschata (crookneck pumpkin), 2026 nucleotides. RefSeq names its product fructose-bisphosphate aldolase-lysine N-methyltransferase, chloroplastic-like. The transcript is spliced from 13 exons. Lineage: Eukaryota; Viridiplantae; Streptophyta; Magnoliopsida; Cucurbitales; Cucurbitaceae. Gene Ontology annotation, biological process: peptidyl-lysine monomethylation. The coding region runs from base 139 to 1710 and encodes 523 amino acids. Gene Ontology annotation, molecular function: protein-lysine N-methyltransferase activity. The record is from RefSeq and is a predicted model, not a curated record. Gene Ontology annotation, cellular component: chloroplast stroma.
UUUGAGAUUUGAUUUGAGAUUAUUGAGAAAGCCAAAGAAAAUAUCUAUCCAUCAAUUUCUCUCUUCAUCUUCCGCUCCGUACACUCAUCCACCUCAAACCCUAACAAUCCACCAAUCUCAAGCUUCCAUUUCCCUCCAAUGGAGCUCUGUCCUGUACUCGACACUUGUCUUCCUUCCCCUUCACGUUGUUAUUCUUCUUCUUCCGCCGUCCACCGCCCCCUUCUUCUUCUUCUUCCCAAAAUUUCCGUUUCUGCCCGGCGAAUUCCCUCAUUUUCGCAUUCUUUUCGUCCAAUUCGUCGCCGGAAUGUUUGUUCUUCUUCGAGCUCUGAUACCCUUGUUGCCGGGUCGCGGAAGGAGGAUGGGAAGAAUGGUGAAGCUGUGACCAAAAUGGAAGAGGAUGAAUUUGGAGAUUUGAAGGCUUGGAUGCACGAGAAUGGACUUCCGCCUUGCAAGGUCGUUCUUGGGGAAAGGGCUUCGCAUGAUAGGAAUCAUCAGCCUAUACAUUAUGUGGCUGCGAGUGAAGAUCUCGAGGCGGGUGAUGUUGCAUUUUCAGUGCCGAAUUCCUUGGUUGUGACGCUUGAGAGAGUUCUUGGAAAUGAGACUGUUGCCGAAUUGUUGACUACCAAUAAGUUGUCAGAGUUGGCAUGCUUGGCUUUGUAUUUGAUGUAUGAGAAGAAACAAGGAAAGAAGUCUUUCUGGUACCCUUAUAUCAGAGAGCUCGAUCGUCAGCGUGGGAGAGGCCAAUUAGCCGUAGAGUCGCCUCUUAUAUGGUCAGAAGCUGAACUUGAUUACCUUUCUGGCAGUCCAACAAAGAGCGAAGUUCUUGAAAGGGCGGAAGGAAUCAAGAAGGAGUAUAAUGAACUCGAUACUGUCUGGUUUAUGGCUGGCUCUCUGUUUCAGCAAUACCCAUAUGAUAUUCCAACUGAAGCGUUUUCCUUUGAGAUUUUCAAACAAGCCUUUGUUGCAGUUCAGUCUUGUGUGGUGCAUUUACAGAAAGUAAGUUUGGCUCGGAGAUUUGCUUUGGUGCCUCUUGGCCCUCCACUCUUGGCUUAUAGAAGCAAUUGCAAGGCAAUGUUAACUGCUGUUGAUGGCGCUGUGGAACUAGUGGUUGAUCGUUCAUACAAGGCCGGGGAGUCAAUCGCUGUUUGGUGUGGGCCACAACCUAAUUCGAAAUUACUCCUGAAUUAUGGUUUUGUCGAUGAAGAUAAUCCCUACGACCGCUUACUAGUUGAGGCUGCUUUGAAUACUGAAGAUCCUCAGUACCAGGAUAAAAGAAUGGUUGCUCAAAGAAAUGGCAGAUUAUCAGUUCAAACUUUUUAUGUUUACGCUGGAAAGGAGAAAGAAGCUGUCUUAGACAUGCUUCCUUAUCUUCGGCUUGGCUAUGUUACUGAUCCUUCAGAAAUGCAGUCUGUUAUUUCUUCUCAAGGCCCAGUAUGUCCAGUGAGCCCCUGCAUGGAAAGAGCAAUGUUGGACCAAAUUGCUGAUUAUUUCAAGAGACGACUGGCAGGCUACCCGACUACCUUGAGCGAAGACGAGUCUCUGUUGGCCGAUGGUAAAUUGAACCCGAAGAAGAGAGUUGCUACCCAGCUUGUUAGAAUAGAAAAGAAAAUCCUUCAUUCAUGUUUGCAAGUGGCGAUUGAUUUCAUAGAUCAGUUACCAGAUCACACAGUCUCUCCAUGCCCAGCUCCCUAUGCCCCCUUGUUGAGAUAAGUAAGUUGUAGAUAGUUCUUCCAGCAAGUGGUCUCGUGUCUGUUUUACGAUACUGCAACACCGAACUGCCACGCAAAAUCCUCCAUCCCAAGAUGAAGCUGAAAUUAAGGUAGAUCUCAAAUAAGCUGAUCACUACUUAGGAUGCUUGUGGUGUUUCAGAGUGACCAGUAAUCGAAGAUGAUUAUGGCGGCCAUGGAUUUCAAGGUACCGAGUAAUAAAGCCAUAUUCAUUCCUUCAACUCUCUGACCUCUACGCCAUGUAAAUAACCAGAAUCACUCCAUCUUCUUUCAAUGCAAUUCCCUUCCUUUGCUUGAUA